Messenger RNA from Macadamia integrifolia, 914 nucleotides. Its product is annotated as transcription initiation factor TFIID subunit 13-like. Gene Ontology annotation, biological process: transcription by RNA polymerase II. The record is from RefSeq and is a predicted model, not a curated record. The transcript is spliced from 6 exons. Lineage: Eukaryota; Viridiplantae; Streptophyta; Magnoliopsida; Proteales; Proteaceae. Gene Ontology annotation, molecular function: protein heterodimerization activity. The coding region runs from base 305 to 700 and encodes 131 amino acids.
CCAUCGUCCUCCAGUUAACGAUUGACCCUUUACGGCUAACCCUAAUAAGUUCCAUAUCUUCAACCAAUCUUGCUUUUAAAUCCAAUUUGAACGAGAUAAAUUGAUUGAAUCGAUUGAUUUUUAAGGUCUACAGUACCAUUCUUCUACCUUGUUUUUGGUUAAUUCAUCUGCUACUCUCCUAUUUCCGUACACACAUUGAGAGAGAAUUUUUUGUGGAAUUUUUAGAAUAAUAUAUCUUUCUUGAUUUCUCAAGAAAAAUUCCAGAUAAGAAACUGGCAGGGUUACAUUGAAUCACGCAGCCGAGAUGCACGACAAUUCUCCCAGUGGAUCAUCAUCCACUGCCAAGCCGAAAACCGGAUUGUUGCAAAUUUCGGAUGCCUCGUUCAGGCGCAAGCCAGGAAUCUUUCAGAAAGAUUUGCAACACAUGAUGUUUGGAUUUGGUGAUGAUCCCAAUCCACUCCCAGAAACUGUUGCAUUGGUUGAGGAUAUAGCUGUUGAGUACAUCACAGAUUUGGUGCAGAAAGCCCAAGAAACUGCAUCAAAGAGGGGGAAGCUUUUAACAGAAGAUUUUUUAUUUCUAAUCCGCAAGGAUUUACCAAAACUUAAUCGCUGUACGGAACUACUCUCUAUGCAUGAAGAACUGAAACAAGCACGGAAGGCUUUUGAUGUAGAUGAAGAGAAGCUGGCUAGUGGAGAGUGAAAGUGAAUGCCUUUAGAACCAAUUCAUCGUUCUGUUUGAUGGAUUAUGAAUUCAACAUCCUAAAUUUGUGACGACCUUUUUUCUUUUGAUUUUUCAUUUGGUCAAUGUAAAUGAUGUCUAUUUCAGAGGGAUCUCCUGUUGUUUCAGAAACAAAAUUGAAGGAUAGACCUUUAACCCAUUGAAUUGGUAAAAGCUGUGUGAUGAUUCAUUCAAA